This is a messenger RNA of Eupeodes corollae, 1651 nucleotides long. RefSeq names its product DNA-directed RNA polymerase III subunit RPC5 (gene Polr3E). Bases 123 to 1532 code for a protein of 469 amino acids. The record is from RefSeq and is a predicted model, not a curated record. Gene Ontology annotation, biological process: DNA-templated transcription. The transcript is spliced from 4 exons. NCBI's taxonomy places the organism in Eukaryota, Metazoa, Arthropoda, Insecta, Diptera, Syrphidae. Gene Ontology annotation, cellular component: RNA polymerase III complex; nucleus.
UCUCUUGUUAAUCAAAUAGUUUUCAAAGCGACGAAAGCAUUUCUUGUUUAAAUCAUUUUUCCUGCGAGCCUGUGACUAAGUAAAGUUUUAAAUUAACUAAGUUCCUUGCACUCCAAUACAAUAUGGACGAAGAUGAAGAUUACGUUGUAGAAGAGAUUCCGGUAUUUCUAUCGAAGAACUUACAGGACAACUUGUAUCUCUUCCAAUACCCGACCAAAACUCAUAUAACCAACUUUGAUGCAGCCAAUGUAGUAAAUUGCUGUGUCAAACCCUUCAGCAACGAUGUCAAGGUGGACUUCGCCAUGAAUAUAGAAUCCAAAUACUAUGAUCGUUUCAAAGGAGAACAAUUUGCCAUUAUGGCCGAUGGCAAGACUCAAGUCAAAGGUGAACGUCCAUCAUUCAAGCAUGGCAUCAUGGAUAAACAGUCAUACACCAGCACAAAAUCCAUUGACAAUGCCGCAAAGUACAUUGUAGGCAUUCUGCAGGAUAAAGAAGUCCAUCUGUCGCCUUUGACUAGCAUUCUGCAGCUUCGCCCAAGUUUCCAAUACUUCGACAAAGAGGAUAAACGUGCUAAGGCUGAAGAAAAGUCCAUCAAUGAGGAGGACGACGAUGAGGAACUGCAGCAGGUCACAGUGAAGUUCUCGAAGACUGGGGCGAAUCGAAGCAAGAAAAUCAAAGACAAGAGUUACGACAGCUUCGUGAAGCGCUGUACCGAAGAACCCUGGUGCGAAACCCUCUGGCAUCCACGAACAUCACCCACGGCUGAAUUGGAACGGCAAAAGUUGUUUGCCACCCAACAACAAACGAGUCAUUCGAUGGAAUUGAAGGCCACGAAAUACGCCGGCAAGCUCUUGAUACAGAAUUGUCAAGAGAUGAGUAUUGAUACGGUGCUUCCAUCGAAGGUGAUUGGAAAAAACAAAUUAAAGACAAUGCCAUUGACUGAUCAGUUAAAAGUAAUUCUCAAAGAUGCUCGCAUGCUCACUUUCGAUGAUAUCAUGUCGAUUCUGACAGAAAGCGAUGAGUGUCUCAGUUCAGAGAGAAACUUGAAUGGAGUGAACUCUGCGGAAAAAUGUACGCCAUUGCUUGUGCUGCGGACUUUGGCAUUGGUCGGGGUGCUCAUCAAGGGUAAUUGGGUUGCCAAAUCAGAAGUCAUAUAUCCUCCAGACAAUUUAUCCAAUGCCAAUGGAGUGUGUUCGGAUUUGAUGAUUCGUGCUAGAGACUAUAUUCUCUACAAAUUCUCCAAACAAGAAUUCCUCGAUCGUCGCCAAGUGAUCCAAGCAACUCAACUACCACCGGAAGAAGCAUUAGAGACUUUGCAAUCCGUAGCUAAAUUAAACACCGAGAAGAAAUGGCAACUUCUCUUACCGCCUGAUAAAACAUUUAUAAAUCGCUACUCAGAUCAUGUCCAACGACAAGAUAUGCUUUGGCAGGCAACAGAGCAAACAUUCAAUGAAAUGGACUUUGAAAAAUCACCAAAACGAGUCCGCAAGCGAUCUGUAAGGGAAGCCAAAUUAGAUAAGUCAUUAGCGUGAGUUCGCCUAUCGAAUUUGUUAAGUUUAUAUUAUUAGAUUAGUUUUUAUACACAAUGUAAAAUAUAAUAUAAAUUAAUGCGAUAUAAUUAUUAUAUUAAAUAAAAAAUACUUUAUAUUUA